Molecule: messenger RNA, 459 nt
Organism: Penicillium daleae
Lineage: Eukaryota; Fungi; Ascomycota; Eurotiomycetes; Eurotiales; Aspergillaceae
Exons: 1
Coding region: 1-459 (152 amino acids)
Source: RefSeq, a predicted model, not a curated record
AUGUACCGAUACGGAGUCAUAAUUGCUCUCUUGGCCGCAACUACCGUCCAAGCAACCCCUCUCAACCUUUUCUCUCGUUCCGAGAACGGCCUUGUCGGCGAUAGUGGUAUGACUGCCAGUGCACUUGGGGGCGACGGCACUAGUGGCGUGAAGAUUGCGAUACGCUCUGAGGAUGACUUUAUUACUGGCGAUCUCGAUCUUGAUGUUUUUACCCCCGGAGAUGGUAGGAAGUGGACUCAACUUCGUAUACUGGUAUCUCACCCUAAUGGACCUGAAAAUUUUGAUAUAGAUGCCAUCGAGGCCAGAAAUCCUCAGGGACUUGAUGAAGGUGAUGACCCCAGGUCGCUGAGCGACGACGUGCGGAAAGACUUCGACAAGGGUGACGAGCAGCUCGCCAAUCCCAUAGAUAUCCAUGGAAUCCUUCCUGUCGAUGCAAGCGGUGUUAUCGUUGAUAUCUAA